Protopolystoma xenopodis is the source of this 315-nucleotide messenger RNA. NCBI's taxonomy places the organism in Eukaryota, Metazoa, Platyhelminthes, Monogenea, Polystomatidea, Polystomatidae. The record is from the annotation of a GenBank genome assembly.
AUGUUUUCGAGUUUCAAAAGAAUCGGCUUUCGCAUUAUCACCAGGGCAUUCAAAACUUGCAGAGGUCUUAUCACUGUAGAGUUUCUGCCACAGCCAACUAUCUUUCUCGACAAUCUUCCUCCUCUACUUCAACUACCCGUUGGGACGACUCUUCUGCUGGACGUCGCGCCGUUCUCUCAAUUCUUCGGCGUUUGCAAGACGCUCUUUCUCUUCCCCAUCAACUCACAUCCGAAGUCAACACUGACGCUUUUGACAAAAUUGUCCAAAGUGAUAGACUUACCAAAACUCCAGAUCCGGCUGAUGGAAACAACCUAG